Molecule: messenger RNA, 1671 nt
Organism: Rhagoletis zephyria (snowberry fruit fly)
Lineage: Eukaryota; Metazoa; Arthropoda; Insecta; Diptera; Tephritidae
Product: FHA domain-containing protein DDL
Molecular function (GO): protein binding
Source: RefSeq, a predicted model, not a curated record
GCAACAACCAUUCUUUGACAGCUGAAAUCAUCCGCUGUUUUUAUUCGGUGGCUUGUUAUUUACAAAUGUUUUUCGGAUGUUAGUGAAAUAUUAAUAAAUAUUUAUGAAAUAUGUCCAAACCUAAGAAGUCACGAAAAAAUAGAAGCACCGACGAUGAUGUACACUCCGAAAACAGCGACAGCGAUAUUCACAAUUCUGAGGCAGAGUCAAGGCAUCACGAGCACAAAAAAACUGCCAAAAGUGGCUUAAAACAUUCAAGCAAGAAAAAUCGAUCCAGUAGCAGUAGCUCCAGUUCAACUUCUGCAAGUGAAUCGUCAGAUUCGUCUGAGGAGCCCAAGGCAUCUAAACGGAAGGAGAAUGAUGGCAAUAAACAACGGGAACGUAGUACUGGGCGGGUUGAACGAAAGCAGCGGCAACGCACGCGUAGCCGGGAGCGUGAAGAGCUGAGUAGUGGAGACGAGCCAAAUGUUUCCAAAUGGGACAGUCCUGAGCGGCGGGCACGGCAACGUAGCAGAAGUCGACAACGGCGAAAGCACAGCAGAGAGCGAGAAAGGAGUGAAGAACGUGAUGCAGGACAGUCGCGGGGUGAUCGUUAUGAACGCGGAAAUAGAUCGCGGGGUGAAUACGCAGGUAGAGAGCGUUUCCCUUACAGGCGUGAUUACCACGAACGUUAUGAUAAUAGAAAUCACAAUGAGCGAUGGAGAGAUGAACGAUUUAAAAGGAGCGACCGUUACAACGAUCGCAGGGAAAACAGUCGAAGUCCGCGACAACCUAGACCGCGUGGCAGAUCGCCAGGAGACGACAGAAGUAAGCGUGAACCUAGAGAUCACUCAAGAAAACAGCACUCGCCGUCAAGACGUGGACGUCCGCGGCGCAGAAAUUCACGUGAAGACGAUAGCAAAAAUUAUGAAUGGGGAGGUAAAAGUGCAGCUGAUAAGCACCAUGGCUUAUCGUCAAAAACAGAACCUGUUGAAAAAGAAAAACCCAAUUUUGGCCUAAGUGGCGCGUUAUUGGAAGACACGAAUAAAGUUAAUGGAGUAGUUGUCAAAUAUGCUGAACCACCAGAGGCACGAAAACCAAAACGCCGUUGGCGUUUAUACCCAUUCAAGGGGGAAACGGCACUACCAACACUGCACAUACAUAGACAAAGCUGCUUUUUGGUGGGACGAGAUCGCAAAGUAGCUGAUUUAGCUGUUGAUCAUCCUAGUUGUUCAAAGCAGCAUGCAGCUUUACAAUAUCGGCUAGUGCCAUUCGAACGCGAGGAUGGCACACAAGGUAAACGUGUGCGGCUCUAUCUUAUUGAUCUAGAAUCGGCUAAUGGCACAUUUUUAAAUAACAAGAAAAUUGACCCGCGUAAAUAUUAUGAGAUAAUGGAAAAGGAUGUUAUUAAAUUUGGUUUUAGUACGCGGGAAUAUGUACUAUUGCAUGAGAAUAGCAAAGAAGAUCAAGAGGAUGACGAUGUAUUUGUUAAGCCGGAACCGGAAGAUAUACCAGACGGACCCAAUCCCUAAGUGAAUUGUGACACCAUCAUGGAGAUUUGCGAUUUCAUAGAAAUGUAAGGGACAUUGCAUCAUAUAUUAGUUAUUACAUAUGUAUAUAUGUGACGACUUUCCAUUUAAAAGAAUUUUUAAUAAUGUUUGCAUGAAAUAAGAAAACAAGUUUAAUAUUGUA